Molecule: messenger RNA, 762 nt
Organism: Ceutorhynchus assimilis (cabbage seed weevil)
Lineage: Eukaryota; Metazoa; Arthropoda; Insecta; Coleoptera; Curculionidae
Source: the annotation of a GenBank genome assembly
AUGGAUCAGUUAGGAAUCGAGAAAAGAUUAACCCUAAGCUAUGUACUCUGUAUAGUUAUGGGGGGUACAGCUAGCAUAACUACAGGCAUAGCUUGGGGCCACUGGUACAAGACAUUGGACCAAUGCGUAGGAAGAAAUUGCAGCUGCAUUUUGUAUGGCAGAAAUACACUUUCGCACUUUUUGGGUGGUGACCAAGCCCCGUGUAUCUGGGUAACAUUCGGACCAUUACUUUAUGUAUUCUUCUGCCUGUGCCUCACUUCCUUUCAUGGCUACAGAGUUUUAUUUACUACAAAAUCCCCUAGAAUGAGGGCAACAAGAACUGUUGUAGCAAAAAUGGAGCAUGGUUCUUCUGUUCACAUAAAAACAAUUUCCCAAGAAGACACCAGCCCUUUAGCCAAAGCAUUUUGGAUAACAACUUCAGUUUUAAGUUCAUUAUUCUUUGCUUACGGUCUUAUACAUUUUGCUAUAUUUCUGGAUGGUUACUACACCACUUGCAAUCAAUACAGGAGGGUCUUGGAAAAAUUUUUGGGCAUUCACGGUAGUGCUUUACCAGUUAUACACAAAAGGCUCUAUUGCCAAUCGAUAUUUGAUUUCAUGGACUAUAUGCAUAUGGAUGGGGAGAACCAUAUGAGGAAUGGAUUUAUUAAUACUGGGUUAUCUUUAACAAUUGGUAUAGCUUGUUCGUUUUUCGCCUGGAGUUCACUUUUGGUUGCCAGUAUUUUGAAUGUGAAAAUGGCAACGAGAAAAGAAGAUUAUGAAUAA